AUGUGGAUGCACACUACUAACCUGGUCGCUCUCGCUACGGCAUUCUUGGCGGCCACACAGCCUGUGCUGGCCUUACCCGGAACGCCUGGAGUGAACCAGGCCAUCCGCAUCGAUUACUUCAAGUCCCCAACCUGCAGCAAAGCCAACGGAUCUGCCUACACUUAUACGAUCGGGUCUCCUCAAGUCGGCCGAACCGACGGAAGCAAGACUGCGGAAUGCUUCUCACUCAAGAUGCCUGGAGACUCCCAGAGUCUCAAGGCCGUAAAUCCUGGAAAAGCCCAGGGGGGUAUUCUUGGCGACUACUGCUAUUUCUAUGACGACUGGGGCUGCAAGGGAAAAUCGGUCAAGCAGUUGGUUUUCGGGGCCGGAGCUAAUAAUGUCUGUCAGAAGGCGAGAAGUGGGGAUGGGUGGUUAUGGAAGAGUGCUUUGUGUUAUGUCGCAUAA
Molecule: messenger RNA, 444 nt
Organism: Clonostachys rhizophaga
Lineage: Eukaryota; Fungi; Ascomycota; Sordariomycetes; Hypocreales; Bionectriaceae
Source: the annotation of a GenBank genome assembly